AAAUAAAAUGCUACAGAGUUAGCUGGCGGUGAACAGCACUGCUAGCUGGCUAAUGCAAAGCAUAGUCGAGCAUCAAGCAAAUUUGUAGGUUGAUUAGUAACAAUAGAAAAUAGGCAAGCUAGAAAACGUUCGUUGUAGCAGAGGUUGUAGUAGAUAGUCACUCGUUAUGGAUGUGCACAUCUAACCAGCUGGCUAAUUUCAUAUAUUUCUAUCUGGCGAUUGUUAACGUAUGACAUCUGUCAGAACAUGAUUUGACAUUACAGCAUCAAUAGUGGAGCUUGCAGUGAUUGGCAGGCCUGGCUGCUGUCCUACUCCGGCUGUCACAUGUGACGAAAUCAGAAAGGAAGAAAGGCACAAACAGGUCAAGGAUUUUACAAUUCUGCCUGAUACGGAAUUUUACACUGUGGCUGAAAUGACGGCACCAUCCUAAUACUGACAAUGAAAAAGCAGUCGCAAACAAGGAUAUGAUUUUGGCAUGAAAUGGACCAGUGGCUUAUUUAGCCAGAGAUGACUGUUUGAUAUCAUCGCUAUUGCCCCAGAAACAAAGGCAGGUGUUGUUGAAAUACCUCUAGCUCCUGCCUUACAGCUGAUAUAAAAGAAACUUCAAGAAAAAAAAACUUUAUUCUCAAGACAUUUUUGUGAAAACAGUUGGUUGUUUUUCCUUCCUGGAUUGGCCUAAAGAUUUAACCUGCCUUGAGGAAAAGACAAUUUUUGAAAGCAAUAUGUUUUGGUCCUAAUACGAUAUGUACUCAUGCUCACUUAAGCACGGAAACCUUUGAUGCUAAAGAUCUGUGGUUGAGAUCUGCUACAAAAGAGACUUGGAUUCAAUAGAGAAUGUGACAUUAGGUUUGUCAUGCAAGUGCCUGCUGAUGAAGGCUGGUAGUAAGCAUUAUGUAAUAUUAACUGAGUGAUGAUGGCCUUGUAAGACUGUGAUGGCUAUAGAUAGAAAUCGAUACCUGAAAGUGCAUAAAGUCUGUUUAUAGUUACUUACUUUCUAGUUCUAGUACACAAGUCAACUCUAGAAGCUACCUCCCAAUAUAGGAGUGUUUAUGAAAAGAAAAUAAAAAAAUAGCCUUAAGUGUAUGAUAUAACCUAUUGAGAAAAACAUGACAUCUCAGAUUACACAGAUAGAUCCUGAAGUGAUAAAAGGUGGUUCAAAUAUCAAUGAAACUGAUCAAGUAAAUGCAAGUGACUCCAAGGACUGGCAGGAAAAGGGCCGACCUGAAGAAUGUGUACUCAAAGUAACACGCAAAGUUGGCAGACCCGCUAAGAACAAGACUGCCUUAGACAAACAGUAUUCUAAUCAGGACAGCACAAAAUCAACACAGACCCUCCCUCUUGAUCCACUAAAAUCUGAGAAACGUUCAAAAAAUCAUGGAUUAAAAACUGACAGCACUGACUUGAGAAGGUAUAGUCGAGCGUGUAAAGACAAGAAGGACGGCAAUUCUCCGAAUGAGCUGCGCAGGACGAAACGUCAACAAACCAACUCAACAAAGCCUCUGUCUCAGUCAAAGAAGGCUAAGUCGAUUCCUUCACAUCACAAAUCAGCCUACAAUCAACCUGUUCACACUCAGCAGGGCAUGGGAAGGAAACGGCAAGCUUUAAGCAUUAAUGUGAAGGAAGGGAGUCCACAGGUUUCCUCAAACGUGCCUGACUCGCCUUCCCUGGAUGUUAAGCCUCUGAAAAUUGAACCCAAUGAGUCACUAGGAAGAGGUAAGCUAAGUAAACUAAGAAUAUACAGUAAUCAAGGACGUAAAGCAGUCAGGCCAAUUAACCAGUCAAAAUUACAGAGCAAGUUGGUUACAAAGCCAGCUAGAAUGGAAAAAAACAGAGCUCAACAAAAACUGAAUUCACGCCUUAAAACUAGGGCAAGGGGGUCACUACGGACUGAAGUGAGUAAGAAUGCUACCUCACCAGGCAAUUCAAGGACCUGUAAACCUGGAAAGCCUACACAUACCAACAUUGCUCUGGAUGUGAAGCCUGAAAAAGAUGACACAAAUUCCAUAGCCUGCACAUCUGAGACCAUCAAGGAGGAGGUUUCAUUUAAUACCCUAUGUGAGAUUAAAUUUAAAAAGCCUCGAAAAAUAGACAAACGGAGUAAAAGAUUUCGAAGGAUGAAGGCAGAGGCAUUGCUUAACUCAGAGAAAGCCUCUAGUACUGUGGGAAACACAGAAGAUGAGAAAAGUGGAUCCUUAAGCCCCAUGUUGGAUGAUCAAAAUAUUGACAUGUCUGUGAGCAGUGUUAAAGAGGAAGGCCAUCUGACGUCGGAACAAAAAACGACAAAUGCAUUUACAAAAUUGCCUUCCCAGCCCACUGGCUCUAAGCGCAAAUAUCGGAAGAAGCGCACAUGGUGGAAAGAUAAAAGGAGAGGACAAUUAAGACCUACAGGGAGACGAGACAUGAAAAAACUUCCCAGUGUGGAGACCAUCCAUAAUAUUGAGUCUGUUUCAUUACACAGCCAAUCUCAUGUACAUAGUGAUAAAACACAGCUGGCUACAAGUUUUGAAUAUGCUCUCCAGGGCAGUGUUGAACCUCAGGCAGCAUCUUGCCCUAAACAAGUGAUUGACAGUGAAAAUGAUGAAAGGGAUGCUCCUAUAAAAUCACAUUUGGGAAACAAAAAUGACAGAGUCAAUGAAGGAAAUUCAGAUGUAGAGAAAUCCGACCCAUUGGGACAGAGUGAUGGUGAGAUGGAAUUGGAUGGGUCGGAGAUAGAAGUUUCUAAAGCGUUGAGUCUGCCCAAUCCAGACCUCUCUGCACCACCAGAAAUAGACAUGACGGAUGUUUCAUCUCUUGUGACUCCAGUAGUGGUAGACUUUGAUGUGCUAGAUGAAACAACUGAACAGAGUAAUGUGAAAUCUGACGAAUACCCUACCCAUAACAGCUCCGCAAUGACCAGGUCCAAUUCUGUUCCUUACAAUCAGUCUGGCGGCCAACCCACCAGAGGCGGCCGUAGGCGCCGGGGAGGAGGCCCUAUGAAAUGUGAGUUUUGUGGCCGUGUUUUUAUCCACAUGUCUGCCUAUGUCAUCCACGUGCGGAUUCAUACUGGCGAGAAACCACAUGCUUGCAACGUAUGCGGCAAGGCGUUCGCUCAAAGGUCCAACCUUAAUGCUCACAUGAGGGUCCACCAAGGGGUGAGGAGGAUCCAAUGCUGCGGUGUCCAGUUCGCCAGUUUGACUUCAUUCCGCCAGCACCGCAAAACCCAUGGGGACGAGGUGAGCAGAGCAGAUGAGCACUUGAGCGGUUCUGAAGACUCGCCAGGCAGCCGGGGUACAGGGAACCUCUGCCCUUGUCCCAUUUGUGGCAAAAACUUCCGCUAUCGCUCCAUGCUGAAGACUCAUAUGCGAGUCCACAGUGGUGAGAAACCCUUUUCUUGCAAAGUUUGCGGCAAGUCUUUUUCUCAAGCCACCACAGUCCGUGUCCACGAGAGGAUACAUUGGUCAGUCAAGCCUUACGUCUGCCCCAAGUGUGGCCGAGGGUUUUCCCAACUAGGAACUCUCAAGGUCCAUGCUUGCAAAGCCCAAGUUGAUGCUCCCGUCGCCGCAACUAUAGCUUAUCGUUGCCAUCUGUGCCACAAAUACUUUAACGAUAAACAUAUGUAUGAGCUUCAUGUGCAGUCCCACACUGACACUCAGCGGUACGGCUGCAAAUCUUGUGGCGAGAGAUUCAGCCUUCGGUCUGAGCUUGUCACCCAUCGUUACUAUUGUUCUCAAAUUAAGACUACAGACCUUAGACCCCCAUCUCCUUACUCUCCCCCACCAAGCCCCUCUCCCCCACCAAGCCCCUCUCCCCCACAAAGUCCCAUGUGUCCGCAAACAGAGCGCCCUCUGAAAUUACGCCAACUCACAAACAUGCAAACAGCUUCUGCCGUACUGAAAGCAAAAAUGCAGGCAAACACAACGCAAGAACAAGACGCUAACCACAAAAAACAACUGCCUUUGCUGACAUGUCCCGUUAAGCUAAUGACCAACAUGAUUGAUGAUGAGUGCUUGAAUGCGGAAAAGCCGUCGGUCAUCACUCCAAUCAUAUCCCAAUUGAAUAAUCUGGACCAGAAGUCAGACCCAAGAAAGUAUUUCUGCCCACGCUGUGGUCGAAUGUUCAGGCACGUGAUGAAGCUGCGAGCCCACAUGCUCACCCAUUCUCAAAGUGAGGGGUACACCUGUGGGUGUGGUAAGACGCUGCAAACCUGGAGACAGUUCUGGCAGCACCAGCGUGUACACAGGCAGAAAAAGGGCCGCUUUUUUUGCCCCACGUGUUCUCGGGGCUUUCGGUUCGCAAGUUCAUACCGAGACCACCUGCGAGAACAUCCCGAGCUGAAUGCGUUUGCAUGCUCUCUCUGCCCGCUUGCCUUCUCCAAUUCCGAUGGCCUUAGGGCUCACCAGCGUGAUUGGCACAGAAAGACACUACCCUACAUUUGCGACAUUUGUGGGAGGGGGUUUAGCAGCCAGAGGAUGCUGGGCCGACACACCGUUUCACACCAGGCAGUUAACCGGACGUGUUUGAAAGAAAAAGAGGCAGAGGAGGAGCCAGAUGUGAUGCCUUAUCAGUGUGCAAAGUGCGACCUUACCUUCAAGACUGUUGAUCUGCUUUUCCAGCACCAGCUGUCCCACUCACUUUCUGAGGACGUUCUGUCCGGGAGCUCAGGAGAGGCUGGAGGCCAAAAUCAAAGGAACAGAGAGGAACAGCACAACACCACAACCACCAGCCCUUGCCUAAAUACUGACACUCCAGUCCCCCUGCCACAGACGAGCAGCUCGCUAGGCAGACGUUCUGUACGUAUGGGAAAGCCUCCAGGAGUACGCAGCAUCUGUUGGACACCAUCCCUGCCCGAGACCAGGAUGGACAGAUUUUGCGCGGAAGCAGGGGAUUCGGAGUUGGACCGUCUAAGGCUAAAUGUUAAGGAUGAAGAGGAGGCAAGUAUAGCCAAAGAUCCUCAUUGGUCAUCUUUGACGAUCAUCAAGCAAGAGAAUUAUGAGGACGUGGGCAGAGGCUCUCAUGAUGCAGGACCAGAUGCUCAUAUCAUUAAAGGAAGCCCAGACUGUCCUAGUGGAGUUAGGAGGAAGUGCAAGAGAAAGAGGACACAAGAGCAGGAGGAAGGAGCCAGCGGGCCCAGCACUGUAGUGGACACGGAGGACCCAUUCGGAGAAUGGAAAUGCCCCCUGUGCCAGCACACCUUCAGCUCCUCCUGGCAGCUAACGGGCCACUGCUGCACGGGCAUUAUGGGCAGCAGCAGUGACGACAAGGCGGGCAACAGGGAGAAGGGGGUGGAAUUCUGUUGCCCCGUGUGUGGCGACCGCUUCCUGCACCGCACGGCGUUCAUCGUGCACGGGCGGAACCACGUGGGCCAAACCAACUACGCGUGCGGAGAGUGCGGCCGCACGCUGAGAACCCUGCAGGAGCUGGCGACUCACCGCCAGCAGCACUCCCGAGUGGCGGCUCGUCGUCGUCGUCGUCGCUGCUGCCCGGAGUUUUGGCGCGGCCGCUGCAAGUGCGCCCUACAGGCAGCUCAUCAAGAGGGUCCAAAGCAUGAAAGCCUCAACUCGGAGCGUAAGGGGAAGGACCCCAAACGACUAGGCAGAACUGAUGUUACUCUUCCUCCCUCUGCACCUCUUGCAGUUCAGGGUCUCCAGUCCCCCCAGUGCCCGCUGUGCUUUGUGACCUACCGCGACAUGAAGACGGCAGAGACACACAUGCGCUUGAAGCACCCGGGCCACUACGAGCAGCAAAUCAGCGGCGACACUAUUUUCGCCUGCAACAUCUGCAACGAGACCUUCCCCUCCUCACACCUGCUGUCGGCACACCAGCGUAGUCACACUGAAUGGGUACAGCAGACCAAAGCAGGUUCUCGGGCUGCCUCAAAGAACCGCAAGCCGCACAGCAUCGCACACCUCACAGCUCAUCGCCGUAAAGUAGAAGAAUGUCUUAAAAAUGGCAGCAUGAGAUGCGUCUCCUGUCACAUUAUUUUCACCGACCCUCGAUCAUGGGAGCGUCACAUGAAGUCUAAUCGACAUGAGCAUAACCUAUCCACUGAGACUGCCACAUGGACUCCUGCAGCCCCUUCGACAGAAGCACCGGGUUCAGCUGUCUGACCUAGGGAGAGAUACAUCCUGGAAAGCUCUCUCACCAAACUCUGUGAUUAAGCACACACACCAACUGAUAAAGCUAACAACAUAGACAAUUAUUUGUUAAUAAACUAUUAUUCUACAGUUUCGCAUUACAGUUUUGAAAGAGCAUUGACACUACUGACAUUUUUUUAAAUACAACACAUUGUACUACAUUACACACAAGUAGCCUACAUUAAAGAAAUAUGUUCAAUUAUAUGUAUACAGAAUACAUUGAUUUAUUCCUAUUACUCAAAGUACAUUCUAUUUACAAAUGGGUGCACUUUUGCUCAGCAAUUAUUGUAUUCUUUAAUAGAUUCACAGAAUAAAUGGUAUGCUGUAGUCAGGUCUUGUUUUUAUUCAUAUUACAUGGCCAUGGUUUCAGCGAUCCAGGAGUUAUAGUUGCAAACCCUGGUGUAGACUCCAGGCUUGUCCUUAAGAGCACAACUAUAACCCCAGGAUACCACCCCCUGCAGCUUCUCAUCACACACCACAGGGCCACCAGAAUCACCCUGAGAGGGCCAGAAAAGACAAUAAAAAGAGUUCAAAGAAAAAGUCUCUGGCUGAACAAGAGGUAUUCGGGCCAAUCGAAUUGUUUGAGCGUGCUUAGUAAGAGGAUGGACAGAUGGGCAACAGUGCCUAGUCAUUCACGUCACCUGAGUGUGCUUGAGUUGAUUUUGUUUACAAUGAAAAAGCUGUCGUUAGAUUAGCGAGAUGUUUAGAUUUCACUAUGGCAAAAAACUGUGAUUAACGCAUUGUUCUAGAAGAUGGAUGGUUUUGCCUGUUCUCUCAAUAGGAUUUACAUACUGUAUUUCACUGCUUUAUUGGCAAGGUCUAGAUCAGUGGUUUUCAAACUUUUUCUGUCAUUCCCCACUUUGGAGGUUGGGAAUUUUCAAGCCCCACCUGACCCUAUCAACCUGGCAAAAUGGCAGGCCUAACAUUAAAAUAUUUUUUUU
Alosa sapidissima (American shad) is the source of this 7054-nucleotide messenger RNA. Its product is annotated as zinc finger protein 729. NCBI's taxonomy places the organism in Eukaryota, Metazoa, Chordata, Actinopteri, Clupeiformes, Clupeidae. The transcript is spliced from 8 exons. Gene Ontology annotation, cellular component: nucleus. The record is from RefSeq and is a predicted model, not a curated record. Gene Ontology annotation, molecular function: DNA-binding transcription factor activity, RNA polymerase II-specific; RNA polymerase II transcription regulatory region sequence-specific DNA binding. Gene Ontology annotation, biological process: regulation of transcription by RNA polymerase II. The coding region runs from base 1107 to 6086 and encodes 1659 amino acids.